GCAAAUGCCUGCUGCUAAACAAAACAAUUAGCAGUCGUUAAUAAGCAUUGCAAUCAAUAAGUUGUUUUGGAAAUUAAAAUAAAUUGAGAGAAGAAAAUUAAAAAAAAAAUUCAAAAUUAAAAUGAAAUUUAUACAAGUGUUUUUAACCUUAAUGAUCCUGCUGCAAUUAUGGCGGAGUGAAGCUGCCACUACUUACAACAGUCGCCAGACAAAUCGCAAACAAAAGAAAAUUAUUGAGGGUUCUAUGGAUUUGAAGGCGAAUCCUUGUAAUGAUUUCUAUCAAUUUGCCUGUGGCAAUUGGGAUGAGGUAUUUCUGGAGGCGGGUACAAAAUACUAUGAACCCAUAACCAUGUUGGAUUAUAAUGUCAAUAAGGAAAUGUCGGGUGUUUUUAAGCGGUUUAUGCCACGCAACAAACCCAAGUUUAUACAAAAUGCUUAUAAUUAUUAUACAUCCUGUGUGGAUUUGAGUAAAUAUGAAGCCGUUAAAUAUCUAGUAUGGCUGAAAGCCAAUGAUCAAUUUAAAUGGCCCUCAUUGUGGACACCGCCCAAGAAAAAUACCCAAUUUGAUUGGGUGCAAACAUUGGCAAAAAUGCGUACUUAUGGCUUAAAUGAUGUUUUCAUACAGCAAAUAGUUAUGUCCGAAAUAAAUGAUGUUAAAUCAUUUAUUAUAGAUAUAGAUAAACCAGUAAUGGAUGGUGGUUUUAAACCCUUGACUGAGGUGAAUUUAAAUGUUUUAAUGAAUUCUUUACCGGCAGCCAUAAGUACAGAGGAAUUGCAGAAAUUAUGGCUGGAAAUAGAAAAUUUUGAAAACAAAUUACAACAGCUAGAUGAAAUCGAAGACACUGAAGUGGAUAAUGAAGAGGAUUAUUUAAAGGAGCGUUUGGUUUAUGUUAAAGAUUUACCCUUAGAUUGGCUUAAGGAUUAUUUAAAAGUCAUACUCAAUCAAACGGAUUUAAAUCCCCAAAUGCCUUUGUAUAUACAAAAUAUACCCUAUAUGAAGGCUUUAGAUGCUCUGCUCAAACAAUAUACACCACGUUUUAUCUGCAAAUAUUUGGAAAUAAGAUUCUUAUGGCAUUUACAUCAAGAUGGUCCUGCCAAUUUCUUAGAUGAAGAUUGUUUGGGUAGCACCAGAAGUUUAAUGUCCACUGCCAUGCAUUGGUUGUAUGAAGAGCAACAUCCCGAACUGGCUCGAGAAUAUGCUGCCAUUUAUGAAAUGUUUAAUAAUGUACGUAAACAUUUCAAUAAUACCAUUAUCAAAAAUAAUCAUGGUUUCAAUGCCACUGUCAUAGAAUAUUUGCAAAAUAAAAUCAACAAUAUGAAACUAAGACUCAAUAAUAUACCACGCAGAGGUACUGUAGCAACAUUGGAGAAAUUCUACAAGCCUUUGGAUUUAGCUGCAGAUAAGUUCUAUGAAAAUCAUUUGAAAUUAUUGAGAUUUAACUUCCAGGCACGUCAGCAGCUUUUAAAUAGUAAAACCACCAUUUUAGAUUUUACUUAUUUGGAAAAUAGUGAAACUGGUUCUAGCUCCUCCCCCUUUUUUGUGCAAAAUGCUAACUAUGUCUUUGUACCCUUAACCUUACUACAGCCUCCCAUCUAUAGUCCCGAUAUGGAUGAUAUCUAUAAAUACAGUUCUUUGGGAUUCCUGUUGGCUCAUGAAAUGUUUCAUGGUUUCGAUGACAGUGGCCUUUUAACAGAUGCCAAUGGCAGCAUGAGCUUAAUACAAUUCGAAGACAAUCCUUUAUUCAAUGCCAGUUUCAAUUGCCUACUAGAACUUAAUCCUUUAGUAAUAAGUGAGAAAAUUGCCGAUGUUAGUGGUUUACGUUAUGCUUAUCAGGCAUUUUUUGAUGCCAAUCCUGAUGCUUUAACUAAAACACGUCGCAUUUAUGGCCAAGAAAUAUCGAUGAGUAAGGUCUUCUUUUUGAAUUUUGCUCAAUUCUUUUGCGGCAAUACUUCACCUGAGGAUUUUUCUUCAAUGUCAGAUCAUGGUUCUGAUCGUGAGCGUGUUACCGAUGCUCUAACACAUUUUCCGGAAUUUGCAAAAACUUUCAGUUGCAAUAGAAAUCAUCGGCUGUAUCCACAUGAUGCCUGUCAUUUGUGGCGAUAAUGUAGAUUGAUUUUUUUUUUUCUAAAUAAAUUUUAUUUUUUUUAUUUAUUAAAUACAAAAAUGUAUACCUCUUUUAAUAGUAAAUAAUAAAUAUGUAGUUAAUUAGCAUCUCUUAUCAGUAAGAGACAUAAAUAAAUUAAUUUUUUAAAAAAA
Molecule: messenger RNA, 2257 nt
Organism: Lucilia sericata (common green bottle fly)
Lineage: Eukaryota; Metazoa; Arthropoda; Insecta; Diptera; Calliphoridae
Product: membrane metallo-endopeptidase-like 1
Exons: 1
Coding region: 122-2104 (660 amino acids)
Biological process (GO): protein processing
Cellular component (GO): plasma membrane
Molecular function (GO): metalloendopeptidase activity
Source: RefSeq, a predicted model, not a curated record